Oncorhynchus keta (chum salmon) is the source of this 1007-nucleotide messenger RNA. RefSeq lists its product as uncharacterized. The record is from RefSeq and is a predicted model, not a curated record. Bases 192 to 1007 code for a protein of 271 amino acids. NCBI's taxonomy places the organism in Eukaryota, Metazoa, Chordata, Actinopteri, Salmoniformes, Salmonidae. The transcript is spliced from 4 exons.
UCCCCCAGGGCUCUGUUCUAGGCCCUCUCCUAUUCUCGCUAUAUACCAAGUCACUUGGCUCUGUCAUAACCUCACAUGGUCUCUCCUAUCAUUGCUAUGCAGACGACACACAAUUAAUCUUCUCCUUUCCCCCUUCUGAUGACCAGGUGGCGAAUCGCAUCUCUGCAUGUCUGGCAGACAUAUCAGUGUGGAUGACGGAUCACCACCUCAAGCUGAACCUCGGCAAGACGGAGCUGCUCUUCCUCCCGGGGAAGGACUGCCCGUUCCAUGAUCUCGCCAUCACGGUUGACAACUCCAUUGUGUCCUCCUCCCAGAGCGCUAAGAACCUUGGCGUGAUCCUGGACAACACCCUGUCGUUCUCAACUAACAUCAAGGCGGUGGCCCGUUCCUGUAGGUUCAUGCUCUACAACAUCCGCAGAGUACAACCCUGCCUCACACAGGAAGCGGCGCAGGUCCUAAUCCAGGCACUUGUCAUCUCCCGUCUGGACUACUGCAACUCGCUGUUGGCUGGGCUCCCUGCCUGUGCCAUUAAACCCCUACAACUCAUCCAGAACGCCGCAGCCCGUCUGGUGUUCAACCUUCCCAAGUUCUCUCACGUCACCCCGCUCCUCCGCUCUCUCCACUGGCUUCCAGUUGAAGCUCGCAUCCGCUACAAGACCAUGGUGCUUCGUCGGUCGUUACAGAAUGCUAAAGACUUCAUACGGAGCAUCGGGGAGUGCUGGCGUUCCGGUUGUUGCCGGCUCGUCAGGCUGCUACGCCUCCGCUGGAUCAUCGGGUUCCCACCCCUCAACAGGAUUGCCAUGCUUUCAACGGGAUUCCCAGGCUUUUUCCGGCCUCAGCCGGAUCGUCAUGUUUUCUCAUCCCAGCUGGAUCGUCGGGCUCCUAUGCCUCAGCUGGCUUGCCAGGCUCCCAUGCCUCUGCCGGUUCGUCGAGACUUUACACUCAGCUGGCUUGUCAAGUACCCAUACCUCGGCCGGCCCGUCGGGCUCCCCCAGGUGGGAUGCUGA